Molecule: messenger RNA, 1287 nt
Organism: Moneuplotes crassus
Lineage: Eukaryota; Ciliophora; Spirotrichea; Euplotida; Euplotidae
Source: the annotation of a GenBank genome assembly
AAUUACUCAAGAUGGAUAAGGAUAAGGAAGAAACUAAGGAAGAAACAAAGGAAGAGCAAGAAGAAGGUGAAGAUGAUGAAGAAAUAGUCCUAGUCAAGAACUUCGAAAAUCCAAUCAACAAAGUCAAGUAUAAUCAUUACAUGGUGUAUGGUACCGAGUUCAUUGUUGAGGAAAAAUAUAUUGUAAAAGAGCCAGCAGGAUCAGGAGCAUAUGGAACAGUCGUCAUUGCUGAUGACAACUCCAAGGAUAUCCAAGUAGCUAUCAAGAAGAUUGAGAGAGCCUUUGAGCAUAAGCUCUUCACGAAGAGGACUCUCAGGGAGCUCAAAAUCCUCAGACUGCUCAACCACGAAAAUGUUGUCAAGCUCAUUACCAUUCAAAAGCCAGAUGAUGCAAAGAAAUUUGAAGAAAUUUAUGCUGUAAUGGAAGUUAUGGAGACGGAUCUUGGAUCCAUUAUCAAGUCUUCCCAGGAUUUAUCCAUCCAACAUAUCCAGUUUUUCCUGUACCAAGUCUUGAGAGGAAUGAAAUACGUUCAUAGUGCCGGAAUUUUGCACAGAGAUCUGAAACCAAGAAACUUGCUAGUAAAUAGUAACUGUGAUCUCAAAAUAUGCGACUUCGGCCUAGCAAGAGCUGAUAUCCCCGAACUCUACGAAGCAGGAGCAAUGACCGAUUAUAUUUCUACAAGAUGGUAUAGAGCUCCAGAGUUGCUCCUAGGAAGUGAGGAUUACAACGAAUCUGUUGAUAUGUGGUCAAUUGGGUGCAUAUUUGCAGAAAUGUUACUUAGAAAACCACUACUACCCGGACAAGAUUCUGAAAAUCAAUUAGAACUUAUCGUCGGCCUCAUGGGCCUGCCAGAUAAAUAAAUUCAUUGCUAAUUAUAGUGGAGGAAGGCUCUCAGAAGUCUUCAAAAGCAUGUCCCUAGAAGGCAAAGAUAAGGGUGAAUUCAGCAAUGUUUUCAAAGGAGUUGAGGAAAGAGAAGCCCUCAGUCUUCUCAAGAAGAUGCUAAGAUAUGACCCAAAGAAAAGAUGAACAAUAGAGAAAGCUUUGAAGCAUCCUUUCUUAGCAGAUUUGCAUUACGCACCAGAUGAGCCUACUGCUAAUCCAGUUUCUCCAUUCGAUUUCGAUUUUGAAAAGUAUGAUCUGUCUAUCGAGGAGCAGAAAGAGUUGAUCUAUGAAGAAAUACUUCUGUACCAUUCCUCUAAAGCCCAGAAGAAGUAUAUUGCAAAUAGGAAUAAGUACCCAGAAGGAAUUCUCCACCUUAAAUAUGGUUCCUAAUAAUGUUCAAAAGUA